AUGGAUACCAUCUUGGUUUUCAGCCUAAUCAUUACAUCCUAUGAUGCUAACAAGAAAGAACUCAGAGACAGCGGCUGCCAAGUGGAACUGCUGUCUGGUCUCUUCCUCUCAAAGGAACUGGCUUCAUUUUCCUCUCUGGCUUUUCUCCUUCCAGAAGCUCAGACAGAAGCCAACUGGCCCACAUUCAUCCUAAAUCAGACUGGCUUGCAGUGUCUUGGUUCUAGGAGCAAAGUGAAAGUCAACCUUGUAUAUUUGGAAAAAAGGCGAAAGGUCAAGCACACUCUGAAGCACCUGAGAGUCAUGCUGUUCCCCGCAGACAGUACUGCCCCCGCAACCCCGAGCUGUCACCUAACCCUCACGUCCAAGGUUCAGAUUGGAUCCCUUGUGACAGGCAAAGCUUUUUUACCAGGAAUCUCCCAGUGUAAGGUCUACCCAGUGAUGGGGGCUUCAUCAGAGACUUUUCCCAACACUACCACCUUCGGAACUCCUGGGAGAAAAGGAGAGAAAACUACAAGGAUUGAUGAUUUUUCUAGUCCUCUGAAACAAGACACAGAUGAGGCCCUAGAGAAGAGGAAGAAAUGGAGCAUCGUGGUCAAAUUUCUGAUUGCAGUCACCUUGUUUUUCAAUGGAAUUGCCAUUAUAGUGUUCGUCAUUUUUGAAGUCCCAUGCCCUAGUCAAUGCCUAGGAGCCAGAGAGCUAUGCCAAUGCCAGAGGUUGUGGAGAAGGCAAAGAAAGGAAUGCCAGCAACCUGGUGUAGCUGAAUCCCAGACUGACUCUCAGCCCAAAAAGGAAAGUGGUUUCUGUAUGGCUAUUGUUGAACAAGAUGCUCCCAAAUCAUCAAGCCCCAAGAAAGCAGAGAUCACUACUGUGGUCCACGAGACAUGGGUCUCCAGUGCCUCGAGGCUUCAGGAGGACGCUGACCUUGCUGUUACCCUGCAGGUCUCAAAUCCCAAAGGGCCAAGGUUGCGGAAGAGGCACGUGCGGGGAGCCCCCGAGGACCCCAUCACCCGCCGCAGCACUGCUCAUCCAUCUCCCUUGCUCCUGCCCCACGAGACAUACUUCUGA
Molecule: messenger RNA, 1065 nt
Organism: Lipotes vexillifer (Yangtze River dolphin)
Lineage: Eukaryota; Metazoa; Chordata; Mammalia; Artiodactyla; Lipotidae
Gene: CUNH17orf78
Product: chromosome unknown C17orf78 homolog
Source: RefSeq, a predicted model, not a curated record